AUGACAGACUCGUCUCUCUUGGAAACAAGAAGUCAGCUGCCAAAUACUGGAUUUCGCUUUAUGACACCUGCCAAACUACUCGGAUCCCUUGUUGGAAUUUUUGUCAUAUCUACAAUUGUGUUCAGUACACUUUAUGGCGUCGAGAAAACCAGAAAAAUAACAACAACAGUAGAAAGAGCUUUACCAUUCACAACAACUACAAACGAUGUAUGCUUGACCCCGUAUUGUGUUAAAGCAGCCAACUAUCUACUUGAAAGUAUUGAUGAAACUGUCGAACCGUGCGAAGAUUUUUUCCAUUUUUCCUGUGGAACAUGGAUUAAAAAUACAAGAAUACCAGAUGAUGUAAGCGCACAGAGUAAUUUCAAUUUGUUACGAACCCAAUUGGAUUAUAAUGUUGUCGAUCUCCUAUCAUCGCCGCCUGCGAAUGAUGCCAACGAGCCCAAAGCUGUUGUCAAUGCUCGUCGCUUUUACAAUUCCUGCAUAGAUGACACAGAAAUUGAGACUAAUGGUGUUAAUACUAUUCUUUUAUUGGUCAACACAGAAUUUGGUGGUUGGCCCAUACUUCAAGGUUCAUCAUGGGAUAAUUCAACAUUUGAUCUACCAGAUCUCUUGUUUCAAUUGCGAAAAUAUUACAGUAAUAUUAUCUACCGAGUAGACACAGCAGUCAAUGAAGAAAAUUCAACAGUGCACAACAUUGAAGUUGGACAAAGUAAUCUUGCACUAGGGCAAAAGCAAUACUAUGCCAGCGAGACCAAUGUCACGAUUGCUUAUCGACAGCUAAUACGCGAAUUGGCUAAUGCAUUAGGAAAUGACACAUCAAUGAUUGAUCAGGAUGUAAAUGAUAUAUUUGAGUUUGAAAAGAAUAUUGCAAAGUAUCAUUGGACAAAUGACGAACAACGAGCACGCUUUAAUGAAACUGUUCGAACUACAGUCGGCAAUCUAUCAUUCACAUUCAAUACCACAUUUGAUUUUACUGAUUAUGUUCGUCGUUGCUAUCUAUUAGGCAACGUGACUUUACAAGACACGGACAUUGUAGCCGUUAGUGAAGUCGAGUAUUUGAAUAAUAUAUCAUUGAUUCUUAAGCAAGCUUCACCACGCACCAUACAGAAUUACAUAGUUUGGCGUUUCAUAAUGGGCGCAACUUCACUAAUGUCACAACAGAUUCGAAAUAUCAGACAACGAUUCGAUCGAAUCUUUCAUGGUACGAAUGCCGAACGGCCACGUGACGUAGAAUGUGGAAGUUUGACCAAUGCUUAUAUGGGUUUUGCUGUCUCAAAACUCUACAUUAAAAAAUAUUUUGAUGAAAAUGCUCUCAAUGAGUCUAUUGAAAUGAUAAACAAUAUUCAAAAUACUUUUCUCGAAAUGCUCAAUGAAUCUACUUGGAUGGAUGCUGAAUCGAAAGUAAAAGCCAUCGAGAAGGCCAAAACUAUGAAUCAACAUAUCGGUUAUCCUGACUAUCUGGGUAGCGAUAAUAAUACAAAACUUGAAAACGAUUAUGCUGAGUACAACUUCAAUUCAUCCUACAUUAGAAACGCUCUCAAAAUACUUGAAAUAAAUGUCAAGAAAAGUUUUCAACUACUGCGAAAACCCGUCGACAAAAACGGAUGGGGUGACUACUCUGCACCCAGUGUUGUCAAUGCCUUUUAUGAACCAUCGAAAAAUCAAAUUAGUUUCCCAGCUGGUAUUUUACAAACUCCCUUCUUUAAUAAAGAUGCACCCAAGUAUCUCAAUUAUGGUGGUAUCGGGGUCAUUAUUGGGCACGAGAUUACACAUGGAUUUGAUGAUACUGGUCGGCAAUUCGACAAAGAUGGCAAUAGAAUUCCAUGGUGGACGGAUGAAACAAUCAAAAAGUUUAACGAGCGCAAAACAUGUAUUAUCAAUCAGUACAGCAACUAUACAGUGACACAGAUCAAUAUGAAAGGAGAUGGAAAUCUAACACAAGGCGAAGAUAUUGCUGACAAUGGUGGCCUUAGAGAAGCAUUUUUUGCUUAUCAAAAGUGGGCAGCAAACAAUAAGAAUGUUGACAACAGAUUACCUGGUCUUCAGAAAUAUUCUUCAGAACAAUUAUUCUUUAUCAACUAUGCUAAGAGUUGGUGUAUCAAGAUGACCAACGCUCAUGCACUUAAUCGACUUCGGACAGAUGUUCAUUCAUUGGGUCCAACCAGAGUGAUUGCUCCAACAUCAAAUUUCGAUCAAUUUGAUCGAGCAUUUGGGUGCACACCGGGCCAAGGAAAUAGUCGAAAAGACAAGUGUAUUGUAUGGUAG
Messenger RNA from Rotaria sordida, 2265 nucleotides. The record is from the annotation of a GenBank genome assembly. Lineage: Eukaryota; Metazoa; Rotifera; Eurotatoria; Philodinida; Philodinidae.